AUGCGUUUUGGUUUACACACGGCCGGGUUAAGGGAACACUUCAACGAUGUGUGCAUUCAUGAGUCCCGGGGAGAGCACAGCUCUCAGGAAGCCGCAGGAAGCGUGCGCUUCCAGGAGGGUGUGCGGCUCGCGGGGGUCUGCACGCGCGCAGAGCUUGUUAACGGAGGGCGUGCCGGAGGCGUGGCGCGAGGUGUCCGGGCGAGGCGCUCCGCGAGGCGGACGGCGGUGGGCGGGCUGCGGGGAAGCGCGGCCGGGGAAAGGCAGCGCUGCGCCGCGAGCUGCUCCCAGCUCCCGCUCUCCCGGCCGCCGAGCCGAGCCGCCGUGGGCGGGGCCUGCGGUGAUUGGCGGGCGGGCGGGGAGGUCGGAAGUACUUUGUUUUUUAUGCUAAUGAGGGAGUGGGGCUUGUCCGUAUUUACGUUGAGGCGGGAGCCGCCGCCCUUCAUUCACCCACAUGGCCCUUCGAGGUGCUGCCGUCGCCGCCCGACCUGCGCCUUCGCGCCACUUCGCGCCCUCGGGCGAGGCCGAGGGGGUGGGGACGACCCCCGCCGCGUAGUCGCGGCUCGCGCCCCUCGCGAAGCUCCUUGGCGGGGCCGGCCGGUCGGCCGGCCGCACCCCCGGCCUGGGGCCUCCGGUCGUAGUAAAGCGGAGGCGGGUGGGGAGGCGGGAGCGAGAGCCCGCGGCGGGCGAGGCGAAGAUGGUGGCGGCUACUCCUCCUGUCAUACACGUGGACCUAACUGCACCAAAAGCUUUUCUAAGGAUACUUGCAAGAAGAAAGUUUUCCCUAGUGGCAGGAAUAAAGAGAACAUCACCUUGUGAGACUGAAGAUUGUGACCAGUCAGAAUAAUGUCAAAGUGCUUACAGUGCAGGUAGUGAUAUGUGCAUCUACUGCAGUGAAGGCACUUGUAGCAUUAUGGUGACAGCUGCCUCGGGAAGCCAAGGUGGGCUUUAAAGUGCAGGGCCUGCUGGUGUUGAGUGCUUUUUGUUCUAAGGUGCAUCUAGUGCAGAUAGUGAAGUAGAUUAGCAUCUACUGCCCUAAGUGCUCCUUCUGGCAUAAGAAGUUAUGUUUUCAUCCAAUAAUCCAAGCCAAGCAAGUAUAUAGGUGUUUUAAUACUUUUUGUUUGCAGUCCUCUGUUAGUUUUGCAUAGUUGCACUACAAGAAGAAUGUAGUUGUGCAAAUCUAUGCAAAACUGAUGGUGGCCUGCUAUUUCCUUCAAGUGAUUUUUACUAAUUUUGUGUACUUUUAUUGUGUCGAUGUAGAAUCUGCCUGGUGUAUCUGAUGUGACAGCUUCUGUAGCACUAAAGUGCUUAUAGUGCAGGUAGUGUUUAGUUAUCUACUGCAUUAUGAGCACUUAAAGUACUGCUAGCUGUAGAACUCCAGCCUCGGCCUGUCGCCCAGUCAAACUGUCCAGUUACUGAACACUCUUCUAUGGUUAGUUUUGCAGGUUUGCAUCCAGCUGUGUGAUAUUCUGCUGUGCAAAUCCAUGCAAAACUGACUGUGGUAGUGAAAAGUCUGUAGAAAAGUAAGGGAAAAUCAAACCCCUUUCUACACAGGUUGGGAUCGGUUGCAAUGCUGUGUUUCUGUAUGGUAUUGCACUUGUCCCGGCCUGUUGAGUUUGGUGGGGAUUGUGACCAGAAGAUUUUGAAAAUUAAAUAUUACUGAAGAUGCGACUUCCACUUUAAACGUUCCAGAAAUGUAAAGUGUUUUUAAAACCUUUGUAAUUUUAAUUUUGAAAUUCAUCUAUACAACUUUCUGUUUCUUAAACUGAAGUUUUGUCAUAAUUUUGUGCUAAAACAUUCUGAGGUUGCAUGUCAGGAUUAUAAGUUUUUACUAUAUUGGAAUAGAUUUAUUAAGUAUUUGAUUUUAAUCGUGUCUGUGAAGGAAAUUUAUUUUAAUAAAUGUAUGAUAAUUUGUGAAGUUGGGAGAUGCCUUUUUGCUUUUUUAGAGUUGGUAUUUGCACUGUCUUCAUCCAAAAGUUAAUAAUUGCAUUGCUUGUGCAUUGUUUAUUUAAAUUUGGUGAAAACACUCUGUUUAAAGCAAUGUAUUAAGAAAGUUGUGGGGUUUGGUUGCUUUUUAAGCAUGUUAAUUGACAUUUGGGGAGGGGAGGUUGUCUUGUUUCUAGUAAUCAAAUACUCUUUUACCAGUACUGGUGUUCUUAAUGUAUAACUGUUAACUGGUUACAUACUAGUUUUCUUAGUAAUUAUCUGUGCUGUAUAAACAGUUAGUGGUCCUUAGACUGUUGUUAACUUUCUGGAACUUAAAAAACAGGAGUUAAAAAGAAGACACACUGAUGCUAAGCAGAGUGACAAGUAUGUGUGUGUGGACAUGUCUCAUGCCAAGAGUGUAGGCUGGGAGUCUGGAGUUAGGUUUGCUCUAAUGCUGUAAUACUAUUAGUACUUCUCCCUUCAUAAACCGGACUUUUGCAGCAUUGAUAGUUGGUCUAGGCAUAUGUGACUUCAAGUCACUGGAGUGGAACCUAAGAAGUGGCAGUAACAGUAUUUUAUUCAACAUUUCUGCCUUUUCUUUCAUGUGUUUGUGUCUAGCCUGUGUUUUCACCUUGUAGAAGAAUGUGGGUUAACUUGAGAAUAAUCAGGUUUUAAAGGAUCCGUUGUUAAAAUUGGAUCCAAGCUAAAUUUUGAAGGAAAGCUGUAAUAUGGAGUAAAUUUGCCAUAACUUAUUUAUUAUACCGUGUUAUAAAAUAGAUUAUGUAAAAUCUGAACAUGGAAAGCUUAACUGCUAAUGUAUCCCUUUUUAAAGAAACUUAGAGUUUAAUCAUGGAUCCCUGAAUAGAAAGGUAAGAGUUUCAUAGUUCUGGAGUGAUUAUUAAAAGGUAACUUUUCAGAGAGAAAAUACAAAGAAUUGUGCAACGAUUAAUAAAAUGAGGAUCUAAUUGUCCUUUGAGUUCUUAAACCUUUUGAAUUGAAAACCUUAAAGUGGUUUUGUUUUGAUCAUUUAAUGACAAAUACUGCUUUAAAUGUUUUUAAAGCCCCAUAAGGUUAGCAUGGGUUAUAGUAGUCUCCAGAAAGAUGUGCCAUGGUGAUUAGUGAAAAAAGUGAUGUUUACUCCACCAAACCAUAUAAUUUCAUUUUAAAGCUUUUAGCAUUACUAUUUAACAUAGAAUAGUGAUAAGACAUUUAGAGGAUUUCUUUACAUGCUAAAAUGGAAGUCAGAUUUUAAAUAAAAUCUUAAAUGGUUAACUUUUCUCCCUAGAUGCUGAACCUUUGUAGUAUUUGUGUUCAGAACUCAAUUGGACUGUAACUAGACUUAACACACACAUUUAUUAACUUGUUUGGUGGCUGUUUUCUUGUGAGGUUGGCAGUAGGGCUGAGGUUGUCUAGAGUUCACUAGGAAUUGCAUUUUAUUUGUUUCUGGUUUUAAAAUGCGUGGCAAAGUUUAUGUUCAGGAUUCUGUUAAGAUUUUCUUAAACAAUACAACAUAGUUUUCAAGUAGCACUAACAAAAAGCCAUCUAAAUAUAAUUAGCCAUUUUGAGAUACAAAUAAUUUGAACACCUUGAUUAUAGCUCAUAAUUGCCUGCCUUCUCUCUAAUUGACCGGGGAGGGGGGAAGCUCUAACCUUUUUUGUAUUUUAACCUUGUUAAGAAUUGAGUAUUAGGGUACUAUUGCUUGAGUUUUGAUAGCUUUAAGAUUAUUUUCAGGAAAAAUAAGUUUUUCUAUUUUUUUGCAUGUUAUACAUGUAUGAUUCUUAGCCUGUGUUUAAAAGGAAAGCACUUACAGCUUUAUGAAUUUUCAAAACUGCAAAGUAGUGGUGAUUUUACUAAAAACUUUGAGAUCUUCAUUUUACAGGCAGACCAGUCUAAACAGAACAAGCCAGAGUUGGGUUUUUCCCUGUAGUUUGAAGAGCCCUACAGAAUGAUUCCUGACAAAAUGCAACCUGCAAUUGCCUGGAGAACAAUUCAGUAUUAUGUUAAAGUUUAUUAUGUAUUUAGUGAAAUAUUGUUCUGUUAGAAGUUGACAACUAUGGUGUAGUUGUCUAGCAUUAGAAAACUAGCCUUUCGGCUGAGUAGUAAAGGUAAGGAGAGCACAAGUAUGCAAAGGCCAGUAUUUGGUGUCCAACUAAAAAUAAGAUCAUCAUGUCUAAUUGAGUCUUUGCAGAUUAUCCUUUGCCUUAGAGGUUGUUUAGCCUACAUUGUUUUUAAAGUCUGAAUUAAUAUAGUUUUCUGUUUUUAUAAGUUCAGUUCCAGAUGUAAUAUUCCUAAAGAGUUUUAAAGGAUAACUCAGAUGGAUGUAUCCCAUGAAUUUUAAGACAGUAGGAAAAUUGUUAAGGCUUAAUUCCAGUAAUUUGAGCAGGCAUAGCAUUCAGAGGCCGACUUCUGUAUUUGCAAUUUAGUCAUGCUGUUUGAGUUGUUUGGUGCGUUUAAUGUAAACAAAUAAAGUUCCAUAUUUUCAGACUGUUUGUUAAGAAAUUGUCCAGAAUGAGCAUAUUAAAAUAAAAAUUUUAAGGUCA
Acinonyx jubatus (cheetah) is the source of this 4463-nucleotide messenger RNA. RefSeq lists its product as uncharacterized. Lineage: Eukaryota; Metazoa; Chordata; Mammalia; Carnivora; Felidae. The transcript has 4 exons. Bases 1 to 816 code for a protein of 271 amino acids. The record is from RefSeq and is a predicted model, not a curated record.